This is a messenger RNA of Symbiodinium sp. CCMP2592, 10728 nucleotides long. The record is from the annotation of a GenBank genome assembly. NCBI's taxonomy places the organism in Eukaryota, Dinophyceae, Suessiales, Symbiodiniaceae.
AUGGCUGCGAAUGGGACUCCUGUUCCCUUUGAUGGUCGUUGCCAUGUUGUGCUAAAGGUUCGAACAAAGGAUUCACGUGGAGCUACCAAGAAUGGUGUCUGUAAGAUCCCUGUGAUGGUGGGUGACACUCCUUACAAUAUCCUGUCAACGCGAACUCUUGGAAGGCAUGGCUGGCGUGUUGUCUUGGAUGAAGGCGUUUCUGUGUGUCAUGUGAAGUCGGGUGUUGAUAUGAUUGAUACCUGUAUUUGGUGUGACACGCCUUGGAUCCGCGUGAUUCCUCAUUCAGAGGGUGAUCUCUUGUUGCCGUCGGGUGACUCAGUUGAUCCUGCUCCAAUUUCCUCGAUUGGACAUGUUGCAGUUGUUUCGCAGAAGACCAAGGAAGAUCUUGAAAUUCACAGAGCAAAGGGCCACAUGCCCUUCCAUCCCGAUUGCGAACAUUGUCUGAAGUCCCGAGGUGUUACCCAACACAGGCGAAAGUCUGAGCGCGGAGUUGAAACAGAGAUUGUUGCAGAUUUUAUGUUUCUGGACUCUUCUGGAGAGAUGAUCAGCGUGGCUGAGCGCCAGACAAGUAGCUCUUUCAAGGUCCUCGUCCUUCGUGAGGCCUUUUCUUCUUCUAUUGGGGCUGUGAUGAUAACUGAGAACAUUGCAAAAGACAGAGGUCUUCUUUUGAAGUGGCUUGCUGAGUUUGGGAUGUCGUCCUCACAAGCAAGCAUUGUGCUUUUGACAGAUUCCGAAGAAGCGGUGAAGUCGUUUGUUGCAGGUGCGUCGGAUAAGUACAUUUUUAUGGUGCGCAAGGCUGCGCCACAGGCUCAUGAACAGCUUGGUGGUGCGGAAAGGACAGUCCGGGUCCUUAAAGAAGGGCUAGCUACCUUGCAAAGUGAUUUUCAGUCGCUUGGUUGCGUUUGGUCGUUUCGGAGAGACUUGCUGCAGCUUGCACUUUCUUACCUGUGCAUGAGUGUGAAUGCGAAUGGCAAAGCUUUUGGCGGUGAACGCUCUCCAAAGGAGGUUGCAGUUGGUCGAAGGUUGCCAGAUACCCCUUUUGCGUUGUUUGGGUCCAAGGUGCUUGCUGAGGUCCCUGAGUCUGUGAAGGCUUUGUGCCCGAAUAUGUCGCGUUUUGAGGCGGCAGCGUUUCUUCAUCCGCAAUUUGGGUCGCUUGGGAGCUUGGUGUAUGCGCAUGUGCGUGUGGGCCAGGUCUUGACGCCAAAGGUGUUUGUUGCCAAGUCGAUCAAGCUUGUGUUUCCGAUUGAGCUUGUCUUCGAGUCGGGGAUGUUUGAAGUUUUGCGUCGUCGUGGUGAGCUUGGGCCUGAGAGGCCAGAUCAUCCAGUUGCGCCUCGGAUUCUUCCGAGUUCCCAGGGUGCCUCUUUGAAGUGUCCUGUUUCCGGUCCGCCAAAGGAGUUUUUUGAGAGGUAUGGGUUCUCAGGUGAGUGCCGAGCGUGUUCUAACAUGGCACAAUUUGGGUCUAGGAAGGGCUCUUCUCACGGUCGGGCUUGCUGUUUGAGAUAUGAAGCGUGGUUGCGGUCGCAAGUUGCAACAGAUGACAGCAUGGACGUUGAAGUGCCUGUGGCUUCGGAUGCAGAGGCUAUGCGUGAAGCUCUUUCUGAGCUAGCCGAGGAUGAGUCGAGGCAAGACCGAGCUGUGGAGGAGGCUCAGGGUUCUCCUUUGCCUCCCCCGGCCAGUGGGGACGCUGCUUCGUCUGAGGCUCCAGCGAGGAUUGUGAGCGAGGCGGCCCCUAGUGGUCGUGUUUUCACGCGUGGUUGUCCUGCGUGCGAGUCUGGCAUGAAUGCUCCUGGCAUUCGUCACAAUGCUGAUUGCAAGCGAAGGAACCAAAAUCUGAGUGUUAGAUUUUCUGUUUCUGGGGAGCCCGAUGAUGACGAAGCUUCAUCCAGGCGUCUGCCUGAAAAUCUUGAAGGAGCUGCUGCUCCUGAGUCUGAGGGCAUUGGGGCUCUUGAUGAGGACACUGAGAUGCCGUUUGCCGAUCCAGUGUUGACUGGAAGUGAAGGCGGAGGCAGCCUAGAGGCUGAAGAAGUGCUUCGUGGAAGCAGUGCUGUGAAACGCUCCUCUGAAGUCCCGUUGGAAGAUCUGGAGCGUGAGAUCAGGCAGGACCAAGAAAGGGUUGCUUCACUUAUGGUUACCUUCCACAAUUGUGAAACAGGGAAUGAUGUUCACAUGCCUCUUGCGAGUUUUGUUGAGCAGGCGUUCCAGGUUUCCAAUUAUGUCCCUUUGCUUUCAGGGCUUGUGGAUUCGGUUCAGUUCGCCCCGAACUCUACGAGUGUUGUUUUGCCGUUUGGGAAAAGGUCGCAUUUGAGACUUUGGAAGCCUAGUUCCGCUGUUGAUGACUCUACCUUGGGUGAGCUUUCAGGAGAUCAGGUCAUGGAAGGCAUGGUCAAAGAAGUCAACAAUUUGAGUCACAUGGAAACUGGGGAUCUGUUGACUGCUUCAGAACUUCAGAGUCUUGAGAAGAGGUUCCUAGGUACCUUGAAGGUCAUCCCUAGUCGUUGGGUCACGACGCAGAAAACACCAACUACUGUGCGAGCUAGGAUUGUCAUCAAGGAUAUUGCUGGCAAGAACUCAGAGUCUGCAAGGGCUUUGGGCAUUUCAAGUCCUACUCCUAGUGCCGAUGCUUUGUUCACGGUUCUUGGGGUUGCAGGUUGCAGAGAUUGCGUGAUUGCGAGCGCUGAUGUAUCUCACGCUUUCAUGGCUACGCCUUUGAGGGAAAGGGAUGUGGUUAUGAGGUUUCCUCUGUCAGUGUCUUCGGUUUCGGGGGAUCCUUUGUAUCUUCACCUCAACAAAGCCCUCAAUGGGCUACGCAAGGCUUCGCAAGAAUGGAUUUACUUCGUAGGGGAGACUGUGAAGGUUUUGGGGCUUCAAAGUUGCAGCUUAGAGCCGUGUCUGUUUUCAGGCAUGCUUGAGUCAGGUCCCUGUUUGCUGUUGGUCUAUGUGGAUGAUUUUCUGUGCAUUGCGCCAACAAAGGAGGAUGUAGAUCACAUCUUUGGAGUGAUUGAGGAGAAAGUUGAACUCAAGAGAACCGGGUUGAUCAAUUCUUCCAAGGAUGGCGGUGGCACUUUGCGGUUCAUUGGUAGGGUUAUCUCCAGGAGAAAGGGGGAGUCCUCUAUCACAGUGUCUUUGCCAGAAGAUUAUUUGGAUGAGACCUUCAAGGCUUAUGGUCUUUCGGGAAAAGGUUCCUCAAGUCCCCCAGAUGUAGCGGUUCAUGUUGAGAAGCUCGAUGGGGUUCCAUUGUCUCCUGAGGCGUAUGCCAGGUUCAGGUCUGCGUUGGGGAAAGUAGCUUGGAUGACGCAGACUCGUCAGGACUUGCGUGCUUAUGUGUCAAUCUUGGCAACGCAGCAAGCCACACCCACGAAUCAUACUGAGCAUGGUCUCCGAGCCUUGCUUCGAUUUCUGAAGAACGACAUGUGCGUGGUUGUGCGGUUGCCUGCUGCGAGUGAUGUGUUGGCUCCCUCGCAACACUACCAAGGAAAGAGGCACCUUGUGUGUUUCUCUGACGCAUCGCAUGCGCCUUUGAGGUGCACGAAGCGCCGUGGAAUCAGUGGAGGAGUGUUGACACUUGAUGGCUGCGUGAUAAAGACUUUGUGUCGUCACCAACAGCUUGUGUCGCUGUCGUCUAUGGAGUCAGAGCUGUUUGCGUUGCAGUCGGUUGCUCAAGAAAUGUCGAGUCUUGGAAAGUUCAUGGCAAGGGUCUUCAUGUCGUUUCGAGAAAGCGAGGAAGUUGAAUUGCCUGGGGUACUUUACAGUGACUCAGAAAGCGCUUUGAAGCUUCUUCGCAAUUUGGACACACCCAGGCAAAGCAGACAUCUUGAGAUAAGAGUCGAGUGGCUUAAAGCUCGUGUCGCAGCGGGUUCUUUGGUCCUUGCGUUUAAGAAGGGAAUCGAAAAUCCGUCAGACCUCUUGACUAAGUGUUUGGGGUCCUCGGCUUUCGGGAUACAUCGCGAAGCGUUGGGCUUUGAGUCGCUGUCGGGACCACUUGCGUCUUUGUGCAAUCAUGAGAAGAGAUUGGUGAUGGUUGAAGUGUGCUGUCGACCGCAGUCGAGUGUUCAAGGUGCAUGUCGCAGAGUCGGGAUGAGUUACGUUGGCGUGACUGAGAACAUGCAGAGUGACAGCGUGUUCAAAGAGGUGCGUCGAUAUCUUCUGAACUUUGCGUGUGACUGCGUGUUUGUGCAUGUGUCCACGCCUUGCUCUUCUGGAUCUUACUUGCGUCGGUUCUCUGGCGGGAGCUCGUCGAAGUCGGAUUGGGAAUGGUUUGAGGUGUUUCCUUGUGUGUUGAAGUACUUGAAGCUUGGGAAGCACUCGAGCUUUGAGCUGCCAUGGAACAAUGAGAUUUGGCAACAUGACUUGUGCCAGAAGGUGCUGAAGAAAGCAGGCCACACGUUCGAUGUGCCGGUGCGAACUCGUGCUGCCAUGGUUCUCACGACCGAUGAGCGCAGGGAGCUGCGCCGUUUGCUGGAUAAGAUGGAUUCUGCAGAUGGCUUGGCUUCGACUGCCAAUACUUCUAUGACCGAUGGGACCAAGCGUCUCAGAGAUGUGGGUGGAUAUCCAGAGGAUGGGUCUACUGCAUCAGGUUCUGCUUGCGGUGCCCAGCUGCCGAUUUCAAAGGGAAGCGCAAAGGGUGUCGUGAGCACGCCCAAGUGUUAUGAAGACCUCGUCGAUGCCUUCGAGGGGGAAGAGUUUGGGGAGAGUGACAAUGUGAUUGUCGUGAGCUAUGCGGGUACUGAGGUCACCUCGGUGCCACUUCCGAGUGAUCUCUCCGUGGAGGAUUGGGGUCGAACAAUCUGCGAUCUGCCAAAGGUCCAGAAGAAUAAGACUUGGUUUAAGAAGUCCUAUGCGGCCUUGGUCAAGCUAUCCAAGGAGGAUAGCGACCUUGCAAGCUAUCUCAAUUGGGUCAAGGAGAAAUUUGGUCGCAGUUACGAUCCGACGACCCCAUCCAGUCAAGCCUCGGACCUUGCGGGGUAUUUGAUGAGGCAGGUCACUUUCAACGACGAGGCUGAGGUUGGCGACUUCUUCCCAGACGACACGCCCACUCCUCGCCCAACGAAGGCCCAGGAUGAUCGCUCCAAGCGCAACACCCGCAUCCUUAAGUCCCUUCGGAAGGUGUGGGCUGAUCUCCCGGACGAGGCCAGAACCCAGCUCAGCGAUGCUGGUUUUGAGGCCCCUCAGACCUCUGAUGUUGAUAUGGAGCCAGACCUCCUUGCCUUACUCCAGAACAACGUGGAGCGGCUCCCGGAGUGCAUCCGCCAGGCUUUGCCUCCACCCCCUCCUGAGCCCACCCCCGACCCUCUCAAGGAAGGCCGUGAGUCGGGUAAUGCUCUCCGUCGUUCCAUCUUGAAGCUCAAGCAGUUGGGACAGGAAAAGCUCAGGCUCCAGGAGGAGAUCAACAAGACCAAGACUAAGCUCCAUGACCUUCUCCGCGGCAUGCAGGAGCUUCAGGAGGCCAUCUCUGAGGCAACCGAUGUGGCCAGGAAGUGCUCUGACACCUAUGAGAGAGGAGUCCUUCUGCACGCCCUCACGGAGGACCAAAAGGCCAACCUCAAUGCCCUUCGUGAUGGACAGGCCAAUGGUGAUCUUACAGAGGAGGCCCAGGACGGAUCUGCCGAGAACCCUGGGGCUCGCCAGGUCGGCCUUACCACCCCGACGAAGACCCGGAGCCGCUCACCUUCCCGAGUGCCCUCGGCCUCUGACGCUGCCAAGGUUCCCUCCCGCAUACCUCCUCCCCUCGGCUUAGCCGUUUUGGAGCCUGAGGUUUCGGGCAGGUCCUUUUCCAUUCCGCCGUCGGGCCAACUGCCCGUGGCUCAACUCCUUCCGAGCGAGGGGUUCCACGCUCUUCUCGACGGCAGCCCCGGAUUCUUCCUCUUGAGUCCUUGGUGGCCUCCCUCUCUUCUCACAGGGCCGGUUUACUUCCCACAGGCUUUCGCCUCGGACCCCGACCCUGCCUCGACCUGGUGCCCUAACUUGGCCCAGCCCUCCGGCCCAUCGAGCCGUCGAGGUGCCAGGCGCGACAGACGGUCCAAGCACCGGCGCCACCGGCUCCACAUGCCGGGCCUUUUCACCCAGCUCCAGGUCGAGAUGUGCGACCAGGCCCUGAACCCUGGCUCCUCGGUUGAGCGCGACCUUGUUGAGUUUGCUUCUAAGGUCGAGGAUGCUAUUUCGCCGGGUUCUUCCGAGGAGUGGUUUUUGGAACGUGCCCUUGAUGCCAUCCAUGAUGACACACCCUCCCCUGCCAAGUGGCACCUCCUCAAGCAAAUGGCUCAGGUUCUCUCGAUGCAACAUAAUACUCCCCACAGCCCCGCUUCCUUCAGGCUCCUGUCUGCCAAUGUUACUCACUGGAGGCCAGAGGUUAGGGAUUGGGCCUUCUCUUCUGAAGGCCAUGGGGUUCUGCUUCAGGAGCUUCACCUCACCACGGAGGCUGCUCAUGAGGCUGCGAUUGCCGCCUCUAAAAGAGGGUUUCGCCUCUUUUCCUCGCCUCCCUUCCUGAGUGAUAAGAGGCGCCCCUUGGGAGGUUUCGGUGUCCUCAUCCGCUCCUUCCUUAACCCUCGUCAUGUCCUCACCCACACCGUUGAGGGUUGUGGUUUCCUGGCAGUUUCGCUUCGGUGUUCCGGUUUCGAACUGACCCUGGUUUCCAUUUACCUCCAGUCCGGUACUGGCUUUAACUCUCCGGUCAACGCCGAUGUCCUAGCUCGCCUCUUAGCCUUUCUUCCUUCCCUCCGGGGUGUGUGGAUUGUCGCGGGUGACUGGAACAACCCCAUACAAGAUCUCCUCGCCACACGGCUUGAGGAAGUUUCCCAUGGGCGUUUCCUGGGUUCCGGUUCCCCCACCGCUGCAACCGACCGGGAAAUUGACUUCUUCCUUGUCUCGUCUCCGGCUGUUAAUCUUCUUGGCCUCACUUCCACCGACAAGCUCACUCUCGACUUCGCCGAGCUGAGCUCCUUCCUUGAGGUCUCUCACGGGUUCCCCGACCGAGGGCGUGGGGCUUUCGUCCCCCUUCUUCACAAGCCCCUCGUCCAGGGCCACUCUGUCACUUUUGCCUGGAAAGGCCAGCUCCCCUCCUUGGUGUCAGCCGUGCUUCACCUGCUCGACCGGCCCGAAGCUGUGCAGCCCUUCUUGUGGUCCACUUCGGACACUUCCCUUCCCUCGGAGGUCCGCGCCUUUUGUGACCGGGUGCGCGACGGCUCUGCUUCUUCCGCCACCCUCCGCGCCGAAGGCACCGCCCUCCUUGGCCAACUCCGGCGCGAACAAACUGCCCAGCAGGCUGACCAGUACGGCGAGUGGCUUGAGGCAGCUUCGGGUUCACACCUGGGGCCGCUCUUUCGUGCCAUCAAGUCCCAUGAGCAGGUGCUUGACCGACCCUUUCAAGACUGCGAUGGACUCCGCCGUGUCUUUGAGAGGCACGAGCAUUGGGCCCGCGUUUGGCAUGCCUCGGUUUUCCCCCAGCACUUUUCUCACCCUCUCCUCGCGGAGCUCCGCUCGAGGGCCGUCUCCCAUGCUGGCACCCUGGCUCCCCUGACUGUCCCCAACCUUCAAAAGCUUCUUAAGAAAGCGGGGAAAAAGAAAGGGGGCCCAGACGGUUGGAGCUACCCAGCCCUCCGUGCACUCGACCCGGCGGCUCUUCAGCUCGUAGCCGACUUCCUCGCCCGUGCCGAGGCUGAGGUCCUUCUGCCCUUCCAGCUCACUUGUGUUCAGGUCGCUCUUCUCCCGAAGUCGGCCGACAAGGUGGAAGGACGUCGCGGCGCCUGGACGUCGGCUUACGCCCCCGCCCACCCGUGGGACCGAGCGGUUCCGGGCCAGGCCAGCCUUGACACGGCGUUGGCCCGCCUUGUCAGGUCAGAGCAUUCGAAGCUCGAGAAGACUCACAUCGUGAGUCUCUUCCUCGACUUGCGAGGUUUCUUCGACUCUGUGAGCUAUGAGCGCCUUCUCCUCCAAGGGCUCGCUCACAGUUUCCCUCCUCUUCACCUCUGGUUCGCCCUCCAGGUCUACCAGGGUCCUCGCUGUCUCGUGGCCGACUCGAUCGCUGCCACACCGCUCUUUCCUGGCCGGGGCGUACCCCAGGGCUGCCCCCUCGCUCCCUCGCUUUCCAAACUUACCAUGUCUGAGCCACUCCAGAAGGUUUCCUCCCUUCCCUCCGUCACCAACACAGACUUAUGGUUGGACGACGUGAGUUUAGACGUGGUGGGUUCUGACCCUGUCGAGGUCGCUUCCGCAGCGCUUCAGGCCUACCGGGUUCUUCACGCCUCCCUCGGCCUUGAGGGCCUAGAGGUUGAGACAACAAAGACCAAGUUCGUUGCCGGUACGGUCCGCGCUCGCGCCGCGCUUCAGCAGCUGCGACGCCCGGGCGAACCCGACACCGCUGACCUUGUCAAGGACCUAGGUCUUGACUGCGCUGCAGGCCGGCGGCGGCGCAUCACCACCGCCCAAAAGCGCUUUCGCACAGGCAUCGGUCGUGUCCGCCACAUGCGCCGCCUCCGCAUCCGCCGCAGGUGGGUUCGUGGCCGGCUGCUCCAAGCCUCCGCCCUCAAGGCUGGUCUUUAUGGCCACCAGGCCGUUGGGGUUGCCCCUAAGCGCCUUAAGGUUUUACGCUCCGCGGUUGCGCGCGAAGCUGGCCGUUUUGAGCACGGCUCCGCCGACGUGAUUCUCGACCUCAUGUCCCACAGGGCCGUUGACCCACACCAGCUUGUGGUAGUGGAACAGCUUCAGGCUCUUGGGCGACUUGCCUCCAGCGCCUCACCCGAAACCUUGCGGUUACUCACCCGCACUUGGGCCUCCUCCUGGUCCAGACAGGCCUCUGCCACCCAUGGGUGGAAAAUCGUGAACGGUCCCGUGUCCGCGCUCAUCCAGUACUUGCUGGACCUGCGGGUGUCUGCCCCUACCCCUGAAGUCUGGACACACCGCGAGGCUACCUUUCACUUCCGCUUCCGCGAGCCAGGAGCGGUUUUCGAGGCCUCCGCUUUCCUUCGCCAGGUCAUUCAGCUCGAGCGCUGGUCCCGUAUUGGCGCCGUCUCCACUGCCGCUGGUGCCGCCCUUGGCAUCGAUUGGACCGUGCCGCGCCGCCUCUUAGCCAGUUCUCGGACGAAGCCCUGGCGGCACGGCCUUAGGGCCGUCUUUCAAGGCGCCCUCCUCCACUCGGGCAACGGAGGGAAGGAACGGUGCAAGUUCUGUGGAGCACCCAACACUCUGCACCACGUGAGAAAGUCCCGGGCUGAGGUCCGCCGCACUGGUCUCUUCCUCGAAGGCACCCCGGACUUAACUGGGCUUUUCGUUGCUACCGACGCUUCCGGUGGCCCUGCCACCAAAGACAGCGAGAGUGAGGCUAUCGCCCAGGCCCUCCUUUCCUCUCGAGGCACUUUCGACCUCACCUGUGACUGCCAGCCUGCUCUCCGGAGCCUACAAGGCCCCUUUACCAAGCGCACCUCGCUUGUGUGGUCUAAGGCGUGGGACCAAAGGCACAGAGCCGAGCCCCACUGGGUCCGCUCCCACCUCAACUCCUCGGACUUUUGUCUUGAGUUUGGUGCAGAUGCUUUGUGGCGCCGCGAGCUCAACUCCCUGGCAGAUAAGCUCGCUAAAGACCGCGCUGAGGAAGUCCAGACUCCUCACCGCCUUGCCGCCCAAAAGGAGGUUGACCGGGUCACCUCCCUCGUCUGCGAGUACUUGGGCCGUCGCGCCGCUGCAAUUCUUGCCAAGGCCGAGAAAGAAGACUUUGUCCCGCGGAAGAAUCGCCUUCUCUCCGCCCUUGAGUCCUCCGCUUCCCCCUCGCCCAACAAGAGGCAGAGGUUGCAAGCUCUUCUCGACGUUGACACACCGGACACCUUUGAGCGCCUCAUUUCCUUCCCGGGCCGUCCUGGAAGUGCAGCCAAUGCCACGGUUUUCCCUCCUGCCUCUGCUGCUGCCCCGGUGGUUCCCCCUGCCCCGGCUCUAAAGGCCUCUCGGCCCGCUCUGCCCGUCGAGCCAUUCCCUCGCCUUCGGCUGAGGGCCCCUCUUCGGCAGCCGGACGUGGGUCCUGCCUCCUCGGCCCUAGCAAAGGCUCCCCUCCCAGGCCCCCCUGAACAGGGCACCCCUGCCUCCAAAGCCACCGGCUCUUCGGAGACCCCUGGGGUCAAGCCCUCGCCUCCGGCUGAGGUUGCAGCCUCUCCUUCAGUUGGCCAUGAACCACAGGCUACCGCCCGGCCUUUCUCUGGCCCUCCUGGCACUUCGUCAAGGAAGGGUGAGCCUCCCUUUUCCACACCCCGUGGCCCGGGUAAAGGGGCCACAAUCGUCAACGCUGCAUCGGCAGUUGCAGCCUCCACCGCUGUCUCGACAGCUGGAAGUGGUCCUCUUGAGACCCUCGCCUCCUUGGCUGAGGUCCCGGGUCUCUCCACGUCCCCGCCGGACCCUGCAGAGCCAGGUCUUGAAGGCCUCGCUUCUGUUGCCGAGCAGAGGAAGCCCAGCCCUAGCUUCCCGAACCCCUCAGGGGUCUCGGGCGACGAAGCUACGGACUCUCCAAGCCCUUCUCCUCGCCGGCCGGCUAGAGGUCCGGCUCCAGCUGAGGCACGUGAGGAGCCGGCCCACGUGCAGGUCUUCAGCGAGAACUUCCUCCGCUGUUUUGCAUGCGGGGUCACUACCUCCAAUCAACAACUGAUGGAGGCCCACGCCAUGACGGCGAGGCACGUCCGCCUCACCACGGCCUAUGUGGCCAAGCGAAGGCGUGAGCUGGCAGCGGCAAAGGCUGCCCAGCCUCCUGUGUCGUAG